Messenger RNA from Magnusiomyces paraingens, 3087 nucleotides. RefSeq lists its product as uncharacterized. Gene Ontology annotation, molecular function: DNA ligase (ATP) activity; DNA binding; ATP binding. Gene Ontology annotation, biological process: nucleotide-excision repair, DNA gap filling; double-strand break repair via nonhomologous end joining; DNA recombination. The transcript has a single exon. The record is from RefSeq and is a predicted model, not a curated record. Bases 1 to 3087 code for a protein of 1028 amino acids. NCBI's taxonomy places the organism in Eukaryota, Fungi, Ascomycota, Dipodascomycetes, Dipodascales, Dipodascaceae. Gene Ontology annotation, cellular component: DNA ligase IV complex.
AUGAACAAUGAUUAUCCAAAGCAACCCAUAAAUCGGGCGUCCAUGCCUUUCCGCCUGUUUGUCAGUUUUUUAGAUCGUCUUCAAGCUGAUAAGGUUACUCCGACUCAACGCAGAGAAAUUAUUGUCGAGUUAGUUGGUAUCUGGCGUAAAAAAUGUGGUAAUGAUAUCUUCCCAUGUUUCCGUCUUUUACUACCAGAUAGAGACAUUACACGCGUUUUCCAGCUUAAAGAAAAACGGCUGGCAUCUGAGCUAAUCAAGAUUCUUCGUAUUGAUCCAAAGUCUGAAGAUGGCAAAGCCAUGCUUAAGUGGAAAGAUGGCGCAAGUGUCGGUGUUGGAAAUUUUGCACGCCGAUGCCGUGAAAACAUAUUCAAACGACAAGGCAAGAAGGAAUAUAGUAAUUUGGAUUUAGAUCAAAUUAACGACUACCUAGAUCAACUUGCUCUAAGUAGUGAUAAAAAAGGAGAUGCCCAACAAAAAAUCAUCGAAAAGCUCCUUCAGCAAAUGAACGCACAUGAAAUGUACUGGCUCAUUAAGAUUAUUAUCAAAUCCAUGAAAAUUCAUUUGUCCGAAAAAACUGUCUUAAGUUGUUGGCAUCCAAGUGCUUAUAAGUUAUUUAAUAUCACUAGUGAUUUAAAACGCGUUUGCUGGCAGUUAUGUGACGUUUCAGUGACAGUGAGCACUACAGAAGUUUCACCAUUUCUUUGCUUUAAACCUCAGAUGGCGGCCUAUGGAUUUAAAGAUUACACGGAUUUACUAGAAAGGAUUGGUGUUAGAACUUUUUACAUUGAAGAAAAGAUUGAUGGCGAAAGAAUACAAUUGCACAUGAAAAAUGGCGAGUUUAGAUUUUACUCACGUCGAGGUCAUAAUCGUACAAAUGCUUACGGUCAUUCUUAUAACAGCAAUGGCUCCUUUACCCCAUUUCUUAAAGGCUUUGUAAAUGACAAUAUUAAAAGUAUUAUAUUGGAUGGAGAGCUUGUCUCGUGGAACGAAACAGAAGGGUGCAUUGAAGGAUUUGGCCUGGCAAAAGGCGCCAUGGUAAACCUUCAAGAUCUGGGUGAAAUAUUUGGGGUCAAAGGUGUAAGGUCAUUCACCUUCAGUGAAAUACAUGACCGUGAUAAUGAUGACGAUGACGAAGAAGAUGAAUUUCAACCAAGCAACUACAAUAGACCUAGAGAUGAAGUAGUAGAUCGCUGGAAAAGGGCUGUUGAAACAGCAAUGUUUAAAGCAAAUCGUCAUGGAUUUUUCUUGGUUUAUGACCUGCUAUAUCUUAACGGUGUAUCCUUGCUUGCAUAUCCAUUGCGCGAAAGAAGAAGAGCUCUGAAUGCCGUUAUAAAUCCCAUACCACGUUAUCUGGAAAUACUUGAACAAGUUGAAGGCUCUACAAUACAAGAUAUUGACAAAAGGUUUUUAGAAAUUAUGGAGAAGGGUGGAGAAGGUUUGGUUGUCAAAAACCCUGAAGCUACAUAUGGUUUAAAUGUACGUGAUAACUCCUGGAUUAAAGUUAAGCCUGAAUAUAUCGACACCAUCAGUGAUAGUUUAGACCUUCUCAUCAUUGGUGGUUAUUAUGGAAAUGGAAAUCGAGCGGGCAAACUAUCUUCAUUUUUAUGCGGUCUAAGAGUCUCUAAUAAGGAAGAAGAGGACGAAUUUUUGGAUGAACAAAGUGUGCCAAAAUAUUUCUCAUUUUGCAAAGUAGGAACAGGUUUUACCGGGCAAGAAUAUGAACUUAUUCGCACCUUGUUUGAUGGAAAGAUAUUUCCAUACGACCCCAAAAAUCCAAACCUUCCGCCAUGCUUGGAAAUGGGUAGCCAGACACCUGAUAUAUGGAUUCACCCAAAGGAUUCUAUUGUUAUUGAAGUUAAAGGUAGUCAAGUUAAUUACACUACAUCAUAUCGUGCGAACAUGACUUUGAGAUUUCCUAGAUAUUCUUUAUUCAGACAUGAUAAAAAUUGGCGCAACGCAAUGACAAUUAACCAGGUCCAUUCUAUUCAGGAAGAUUCUAUUUCGAAUCGACAAAAGCGCGAAGAAGAACUCCAGAAGGCUAAACAAAAAAAGAAAACAGCUGUUGUUCAUACAAAAAAGGCUAAACUUUCGGUCAUCACUACCAAAACUGACCCAACACAUUUUACUGGUCCUUUACAGUCUAGUAUUCUUCAGAACCGGUCAUUUUAUAUAUUAUCUAGUCAGCGAUCUCCAACAUAUAUGACCCAAGAAGAUAUUGGAAAGUUAGUUCAAACAAACGGUGGCAAAGUCAUAAAGGAUUAUCAAAAUUUGCAAGACCAGUUACAGUCAGAUCCAAAAUCGGUGUUUAUUGUUGCCGACCUACAUUCAGUUGCUGUCACUGGUUUUAUAAGUAAACAGCCACAGCUUUCUAUCAUUAGACCGUUAUACAUUACAGAGUCUUUAAAUCACAAAGAACUUUUGCCUCUGGAACCUAGACAUUUGCUUGUUUCUUCUGGUCAAGAGUUAUAUUAUGCACGUUGCCAUGUGGAUAGAUAUGGGGAUGCCUAUUACAAUACCACUACUUCGAUUUCUGACUUUCAGAGUUUGUUAGGCAGGUUGGUCCCUUCAAAGCUUGAAUUAUCCAAUAAUCCAGAUGAGUUUCAUAACUCAUUAAAGGCAUUUCAAGAAACUUUUCAACAAAUUUUCCAUUCCGAUCCUACUCCUCGAAGCUUAAUAUUUGCAAAUGUUGUCAUGUAUUUUGAUUUCGAAGAAACCACCUUAGCUUAUAUCUCGCAAGGUGGAAUGAUUAAUUUUGAUGACGAAGACGAAGACUAUCCAUGGAUGCCAUCAAAACUUGUGUGCAAGUUGGAUGCUAAAACAGAACUUUCAAAAUGUCAAAACUAUGCACAGUACGGUGGUGCUGUAAUCACUAAUAACAUGCUUGAUCCUAACUUGACGACUAUUAUUUGUUCAUCAAAAGACCCUUAUAGAGCACGCGCGCUUCGUGGCGAAAUUAUCGAGCACUUUGGAUCAAAACAAAUUUACUUUGUCAAUACCUCAUGGAUAACAACUUCUUGGAAAGAGCAAACCAGACUUCCUGAAGAGCAUUUCCCUGUCCCUAAUACCAUCGACUUUACAAGCUUUUAA